Stegastes partitus (bicolor damselfish) is the source of this 7562-nucleotide messenger RNA. It is a transcript of the gene rbm12, whose product is annotated as RNA binding motif protein 12. Bases 3630 to 6341 code for a protein of 903 amino acids. The transcript is spliced from 2 exons. The record is from RefSeq and is a predicted model, not a curated record. NCBI's taxonomy places the organism in Eukaryota, Metazoa, Chordata, Actinopteri, Pomacentridae. Gene Ontology annotation, molecular function: RNA binding.
UGUAGUUUAAGAGCUGAAAAUGCACAGACUGGUUCUGGAAGUGUGUCUUCUUCAAACCGUUAUGCAAAACAUUAUUGAAACCUGGGACGGCCAUGUAGAACUGCCCCAUUAUUUACAUAAUCAAGUGCAUGUCAGGUAGGGACUGUAGCUGGUGUUGUGAUUGAAUCAGAUAUUGAACACAGAAAAGAGGAAUAAUUACUUUCCUGCACUUUCUUGUAUAUCGGUUGGUUCGGUUCUGUUUGUUCAGGAUCACAGUGCAACAGAUGGAGAGGUAAGGUGUGGCGUACACCGCCACAGAGGCUGUCUAUUUGUCCUGUCUGAGAUUUGAGCUCCGUUUUGGCUGCUGAGUCCGUCCUCCUUGUUCUUGAACAGGUUCUGUCUUUGUGUUUGACUCAUUUAUGGCGUUCCUCUCUUCUCGUUCAGUUUCACUCUCUUCGCUGUGGCCAGUUAUGUUUUCCGGCUUCAACCUGAGAAACGAUGGCAGCUUUUUCCUCUUUGAUCAUGAAUUUGCUGUACUGAAUUUUUCUCUCUGGCUGUUUGCAGGAGGUCGCUUUCUGUCUCUUAUCAGCUCCUGUGUUUUCUUGUUCAUGCGAGUGGACGAUGGAGCUUCAGUUUUCACCUGCCUCUCGACACUUGAGCUGUGUCUCUGACUGUCAGCUGGUGCUGUCUCUUCUUCUGCUCUGUUUUAUCCUGUUGUUGCUGUUGAUGUUUCACAGAUUCUUGGUAGGUUGACACCAAGAAACGAUGAGACGAGUGGACGCUCAAGUUUGAAAAUCUAUUUUGAAAUACCAAUUUCAAAAAAUCCCAAUCAUCUGCCGGUGAUUUGUCUGCACUGACGUUGAACGCUGCUCUCACUGAUGAUGAGGAUGUUGAGCAUCAUGUUGAAGGGUGUGGUGAGCUGCAGGUAGCAGCGUCACAUACAGACUUUGAGAGUUUGUGUUUUCAGCAUGUUUCAGUGUUUUGUUUUCUGUUUUGAACCACAGAGUGACUGAAGUGUUCGAUGGGGAGGCAGAGGAUUGUGGGAGCAGCAAGCAUUGCUCCAACUGCUGUUGCUCAACAUGUUUUUUUCAGUGCUACCUGAUGUGUUGCUCUGCACUGCAUUGCUUUUCACUUCUUCUUCUGAUCAGCUGCUUGUCUUUGGUGCUGUGCUGGCAAUCAGUUGCUGAUGUUGCUGUGGUUUACAUAACGCUAAUGUUGCACUGGUUGAUGUAAUGCUAAUGUUGGUCUUGUUGACAUGAUGCUAACGCUGCUCUGGUUUACAUGUAACUGGCAUUGCUUUUGUCAAAAUGUUGAUGAUGUUGCUGUUACUGCUCUGGUUGUUAAGUUCCUGUUGUUGCUCCUGAUGUUAACGAUUUGUUGACGAUGAUGACAAUGUGUUGCAAAUUUGCUGGUUGCCAUGUUGUCCAUGUGGUGGUGUUUUACAGCCAGAUGCUGAGGUGCUGCCUGCUGUCUCAGAGAUGCUGGAGGAUCCAGAUCUCUGUGGUCUUGAUGGUCACCUGGUUGCCAGAUAGGCCCGGGGUUGCUGCUUUGUGUUUGCCAGGUGUUGCUAAAGGGUUGCUAACUGGUUGUGUUUGCCGGGUGUUGCUGAUGUGUUGCAGCUGGUUGUUGUUGUUCAUGUACGUGUUGGAACCACCUUGCGCUUGCCCGAGUUCCUGCAGUGGAAAAGCAUCUCUGGUUCUGUGUUGAAGUUUUGAGUUUACUUGUUUUGAGGAAAGAUCGAGUCUAGCUUGGUAGUUUAUGUACACAGAGUGUUGUAGUGACAGUGAGGUUUGCUUUUGGACACGUGUGUCACUUUGUCAGGAAGCAAAGCUGCUCCUGUCUGAAUAUGGUGUUUAUCUGAUGUUUUGAAAGUCUCCCAGUUGGAUUUCUGUUGACAUCCGAGGAGUUUUUCUGUGUUGUAUUGAGCCUAACAGAAGUUUUUUUUUCUAAAUUAUUAAUAAGGCUGAAGUCAUACAUUACACAAUACUUUGCUAACAUUUAACACUUUGUUGCGACUGAUUGAGAGCUAGCUGUUGACACUGAUUCAAAACAACCUGCUAAAUGCUCACCGGAAGCUAAUGUAAAACCUACUGCCGGUCCGUGGUGUGACAGGUUGAAUUCCAUCCAGAUGUUUUGAACAGGAAUGUCUGUUUCUCUGACCUUUUCACCAGGUUUCAGUAUCCUGCAGAAACCCUCUGUCUGUUACAGUGAAACUAUACACACAGCUUAGUUGCAUUGGAAAAGGAUCUAACACAAGGUAUGUGAAAGGUCUGCUGAAACCUGAAAACACUCGCUGGAUAAGAUACAAGCUGUGUGAGUUACUUUACAAAUCAGACUUAAUAAGAAGCAGUACGGAGCGUUACCUGGCCCUGGUGCAUGCUUGCUUAAAAAUAAAAGAAAUUGGUGCAGAUAGCUCAUAGGUAAAAAGUUUGUUAAGACUCCACAAGGAAAGAUAUCGCAGAUGAAAACUGUUUGUUUGUUUUGGCAUGUGAAACACGUUUUAGCCUGUUGAAUUGCUCUAAAAUUGCAAUUUAUAACAUCUGUUAAAGAGAAAAUAUUCCGUGUAUCAGCAGUUUGGUCUUUUCUUCCUUUUGAUAUCUAUGCUAUUCCUUAAUAUGUUUAUUAACUUUCAUGUAUUUUUUACAGCACAAGUUACUAAACGCUGAAGCUAUGUUCGUGCUUAAGAUUGCUUCUGUUGUGUUUUUACAAAAAAUCUGAUGUGCUGCAUGAUCUCGUAAAAGAACAAGUUUCUCAAUACUGACAAGGCUACCAUUUUAGCUUAGUUUCUCUGCCAGUUUUCUCUAAAUUUUGCAAAAUCCCUUCUCCCCCAAACCCUUUCUAAACACCACGAGUUUCCAGAUGUCAGAACCCAAAACUUGGUGUACAGAGUUUAAAAGUGGUCUCUGGGUUAUUGUGAAUAAACUGUAAUCUCAAGGCCAAUUCAUGCGUUCUGCAUCUGUUUGCAUAGACCGAUGUCGCUUUUAAAAGCAGAAGGCGUACAUGGUUCUGUUUGUACUACCAUGAACGCGCCAUUUUGCUAUAAGGACCGUGGCAUUGCCCCUCAUAUUGAACACAAAAGCACAUGGGGAUACAGCAGCUGUUACAGAUCAUGGUGUAGCACCGUGUAAAUGUAAUUAUUCCUAAGGUGUGUCAAGCACAGUGGGCAGACUUGGCAAAAGAUCUCUUGAGAGAAAAGGAGUUCCAACUGUGUUUGGGCUCCAUCGAUGGAAAGCAUAUACAAAUCAAAGCUCAAAGUCCUACAGCAACUACUUCAAUUACAACUCAUUUAUUGAUGAACUAUCAAGGUUUAGAUGAUGGGGAAUUUCCUCCCUCUUCUACAAAAGCAUUUGUUUCGGUUACCAUUUGUUUUCCUUGCACAUGUGCAAUUGGCACGUUUACAGUGCAGACAGUCUGCGCGGUCACAAAUUUUGGGUUGGAUUUGGGUGGAUGAUAACAUUUACAUAUACUCGCGUGAAUGCAAAAAACAUGAAUUGGCCUUAAGCGGUGUUGAUGCCUCUAUUGGCCUGCAAAGACAUAUCUAAGUUUACUGAGAAAACAUCUGGAAACCACUGGUCUCCCUUUUCCUGCUCUUCAUCUGAUGAUAGUGUUGCUUUCUCCCCAGGUUGUAGGGCUGUUGUUUAGCAGUCAGUAUGGCGGUAGUCAUCAGGCUGCAGGGUCUGCCCAUAGUGGCCGGCACCAUGGACAUCAGGCACUUCUUCUCUGGCCUCACCAUUCCUGAUGGGGGAGUGCACAUCGUGGGUGGUGAACAUGGUGAGGCCUUCAUCGUCUUUGCCACUGACGAAGAUGCUCGACUUGGGAUGAUGCGAACAGGCGGAUCCAUAAAGGGCUCCAAAGUGUCACUGUUGCUUAGCAGCAAGACAGAAAUGCAGAACAUGAUCGAACUCAGCCGCCGCAGAUUCGAGGCUGGAGCAGGAGCUGUGGAAAUGGCUGCACCUACAGCGGGGAAUGCUAACCGCCAAGCGGGCGCUGCCCCCAUACCCACAGUGCAGUCUGGGGCAGGAGGGAGAAGUGGUAGCCAUGGAAACCAGGGUUUCAACACCCCUGCCUCUGUGACAGCAGCGAGCUCAUCUCAGGAGCCACCAAGCAACAAGGCAGCAGCCAGUCUGGCCAGCGUGGUGCCCAGUUUCCCCAACAGCUACAGCUCCGCUCCUACACUCACCACAGCUCUGGCCUCACUCAGCGCAGGUCCCCCACCCAUCCCUCCACUUCCCAGCAUGCCUUCCAUGCCCCCUAUGCCCACGCUGCCCACCAUUCCAGUACCUCCUCCAGUGUCUUCCCUCCCCCCUGUCCCUACGGUCUCCCCACUAUCCCAAGGGCCUCCAGUGCCCCCAAUGUCCCACCUCCCCCACAUGUCCUCCUUGCCUCCCUUCAACCCCUCCCUACCUCCUCCAGCAGGACUGGCCUCUGGCCUCCCUCUUGGAACUCCCAACCCCAUGCUGUUCAACCCUCUCUCCCCCUUGGCAUCACUUAAUCUUCAGGCCCAUAUGAAGGCUGCCGCUGCCGCCGCCACAGGGGCAGGCCCGGCUAAUCCCGACGAGCUGUUUGUUCUCCUGCAGAACCUCCCAUUUUCCUGCUCAGAAGUGGAAGUCAGGGAGUUUUUUCGGGGUCUGGGAGUGGAUGGAGUUCGCCUGCUGAGGGAUGGGCAAGGUCGGCCAAGUGGCAGGGCUAUGGUCAAAUUCUUCUCACCCCAGGACAGUUUUGAAGCUGUGAAACGUGGAGGUGGCAUGAUGGGCCAAAGAUUCAUUGAGAUCACUCCAGGCUCUGAGCGUCAAUGGGUCAGCCUCAGUGACAAUGGGACAGGACAUGCCCCUCACAACAGCAGCAAAUCAAAUAACAGCAGUGAAUCACAAGACCAGCAGCACCGUCGUGGUAAUAUUGGGUCAGUAACAGGAGGCAGGGACCAACGAGGAAGGUCACGAUCUCCCCAUCGGCAGGAGUACUGUGUCUACCUAAAGGGCCUUCCCUACGAGGCAGACAAGAAACAGAUUAUGGAGUUCUUUAAGAAUCUUGCAAUCGUGGAAGACAGCAUCUACAUUGCCUAUGGACCCAAUGGUCGAGCCACAGGAGAGGGUUUCCUUGAGUUCAAAUCAGAACAGGACUACAAAAAUGCGUUGGGUGCUCACAUGCAGUACAUGGGCACCCGCUUCAUCCAGGUUCACCCCAUCAACCGAAAAGGAAUGCUUGAAAAGAUUGAUGCUAUCCGCAAACGUGAAGCAGCACAGGGUGAUGGCAAGAGCCAGGAUGGCUUGAAAGCUCCCAGGAAUUGUGCCCACAUCACCAACAUCCCUUACAAUGUCUCCAAGAAAGAUGUUCGCGCCUUCCUUGAGGGCAUCGGACUCUAUGAGGACACUCUGAAGGUCCUGACAGAUAGCCAUGGCAAUGGUUUAGGGCAAGCUAUCUUCCAACUGCGAACUGAGGAAGAUGCCCGCAAAUCCGAAAGACUGCACCGUCAAAAACUCAACGGUCGUGACGCCUUUGUCCACCUGGUGACCUUUGAUCAGAUGAAGGAAAUUGAGAGAAAUCCUCCACCUCAAAACAAGAGGGGCCAACGUAACCAGAACCAGCAGAAUCAUAACCAGAACCAGCACCAACAAGCCCAGCCCAGUGCCCAACAGCCGCAGAUUAACCCAUUUGCUGGUAUUAGUGGGGAGGAGUUUAACUUUCUCAGAAAUACCAUGGGGAACCUCAACAGUGCCCCCUUUGUAACUCCAUUCUCAGCUCCUGGGAAUGGCCUGGCAGGCCCUCCUCCUCUGCCCCCGCUGGCUGCAGGGCUCGGGGACGUAAAUUUGGGUGUAGCUCCCCCUCUAGUUGCUGGUCUUCCUGGAGCACCAAUCUUGGAGCCACCGGGUUUUCGACCUGGAGCUGCAGGAGGAGCUCCGUUCAGCCAGGAUGGGCUAAGAGGCUUAGUGCCCUUUGACAGUGCCAACAGAAAAGGAAGUGCAGGAGGACAGACUCGGGGAGGUGGAGCCAACAACAACCAGGGACGUCCAGGGAGCGGGGCGGCUGGCGGACAGCAGGUGUUUACUCCUGGAGCCGAAGGAAUUCGCAACCAGCCGGCUCCUGGAGGAUCCAACAAUCCCAACAGUCAACGCGGUGCUGCCGGUCCGACAAUAGUAAAACUUCAGAACAUGCCGUUCACUGUAACUGUUGAUGAGAUCAUGGACUUCUUUUAUGGUUACCAGGUGCUACCAGGCUCAGUCUGCUUACAGUUUAGUGAUAAAGGCCUGCCAACUGGUGAGGCCAUGGUGGCCUUCCAGAAUCAUGAGGAGGCUGCUGCUGCAGUCAUGGACCUCAAUGACCGACCUAUUGGAGCUCGCAAGGUCAAGAUAAGCCUGGGUUAAACCCCACCUGAAACAGACAGACUGUAUGUAGGAUUUUACAUCUACCCGAAUUAAUCAUGUAAGUGAAACAAAGCCAACUCAAUCCAUACCUGACUGGGACAAAACUCAACAGUGAGAAGCAAGCCCAGUUUAAACCUUGCCCUAUCCACUGUCAGUCACUAUUGAAGCUCCUCCCCCGUGUGUAGAUAUUGGCAGGUAAGCCCCCACUCCCCCCCCACCCUGCACUCUGUCCAGUAGGAGGACUGUGGUCUAGACUUUGCUCUUUUCUGCAGCUGCUUCACUGACUUUGGUAGCACAAACUGAUGACGGUGCAGCUCUUUGUCCAAUCAUGUUGGAGUUGAUAGACUUAUCACGCUCACCUGUUCUGUUGCUAAGGUAUCAUGAUCACUGUAAAGUGGCUGACAAACAUUGUUGCUGUGCUGCUGUGGUUUCAAAUUUACAUCAUGCUCUGUUGCUACGGUAAUAUCUUAACCUGCUCUGUUGCUAAGGUAAAGUGAUGAACAGCCAUGACAAAAAUGUGUAUGUUCUGUUGCUAUGGUAAACUCUUUACAUUCUCUGUUGCUAUGGUAAAAUCUGUUGCUAUGCUUAGACACGCUGUAGAUGAAAAGCCUUUUCGCUGCAGUGCUCUGUUGCUAUGGUAAAGUCUUCACAUUCCAUGUUGCUAUGGUAAAAUUGUGAUUAAAAAGCUAUGUUGCCCUGAUCAAAUGUUUAUGCUCUGUUGCUAUGGUGAAAUGUUGACAUGUCCCAUUGCUGUGGUAAGAAAUUAUACUGACAUCAAGCUCUGUUGCAAUUGUAAAAAGCUGACACUGUUGCCAUGGUAAAAAUGUCAACGUGGUUCUCUGUUGCCAUGGAGAGGAUGCGGGACGGACAGAUUGCUGAAUCAUGUUUUAUUUUGUAGGGCUGCUGAAUUCUUUUCAUGUGUCUCCUUUUAAUGACGUUGCUGUGUUUGAACAACACCCCCAACACCCUCCCUCCCCUUUUUCCACAGCACAUGCUCAGUAGAUGUUUGGACUGUAGAGCGCCGAGAUGAAGUCCGUAGUGUUUUUAGUUUGGUAGCUUUUUUUUUGCUCUAUGUAUUUUUGGUAAUGUUUUGGAUGUUACCCACCUUAAAGUUCAUUUUUGUUUCUAUUGUCAGUGUGAACAAACUUGUAUGAUGGAAUAACCAUACAUGAUGUGGAGUCUCCUUUGCUUUGGUUAAUAAAAGGACAUUCCUCACUGCGA